CUUGAUAUUUGCUACAGCAGUCUUUCUCCUAAUUUAUACUAAAAUUUUAAGUUGGUUUUAUCAGUCUAUUAAAUUUUGUCUUGCCGUUAAUAAAAUUCCUGGCCCCAUUAAAUAUCCACUGCCGACACUCAAUUUUACAUUUAUGAAUGUCAAACCUGAAGAUCGACUACAAUGGUUUUGUGACUUACACCAUAAAUUUGAAAAGGGUAUUAUGAUGACGACUUCUUCGUUUGCAAUUGCAAAUAUUAACAUAUAUAAGCCUCAUCAUUUGGCGGUAAUUUUUUCGAGCAAACAAAAUAUCACGAAGUCAUUCGAAUAUGAUCACCUUGAGACAUGGUUAGGAAAGGCUUUAUUAACUGGGACAGGGGAUAAAUGGUUUCAUGAAAGAAAAAUCAUUACACCAUCUUUUCAUUUUGGUAUUUUGGAUCAAUUUACUGCGGUUAUUACAGAUAAGGCACAAAUACUAAAUUUGAUAAUCGAGGAAAAAAUUAAAGCAAACCCAGAAGAACCAGUGGAAUUUUUUGAAAUCUCGAUUCGAUGUGCACUUGAUAUUAUUUUAGAAACAGCAAUAGGAGUAAAUAUGAAUAUCCAAAGGAAUCAUCAAACUGAAUAUAUGAGUGCUCUUCACAACGUGGCUGAUAUAUCUUUUAAGCGAUUGCAUUAUCCCUGGCUAAAAUGGGAUGCGGUUUUUUUCAGAACAAAAAUAGGCUCAGAAUUUAAAUCUUCUGUUGACACCAUGACCAAUUUCACAAUGAAGAUAAUCAAGAAAAAGCAACAAGCCCGUAAAGCAAUUUCUAAUGGCUUCACGAAGAAAAAAGAUGAACUUGGGGAGCGAAGAAAGAAAGCCUUUCUGGACCUCAUGUUGGACAUAAAUGAAAAUGAAAAAAAUCCUAUGACUGACACUGAAUUAAGAGAACAAGUAGAUACUUUUCUAUUCGCUGUAAGUCACUCAAAGAAGGAAAUCCUGAAAUAAAACUUUUCUAUUAUCUAAAAUCCUCUU
Belonocnema kinseyi is the source of this 1000-nucleotide messenger RNA. Its product is annotated as cytochrome P450 4C1-like. The record is from RefSeq and is a predicted model, not a curated record. Gene Ontology annotation, molecular function: heme binding; iron ion binding; oxidoreductase activity, acting on paired donors, with incorporation or reduction of molecular oxygen. Lineage: Eukaryota; Metazoa; Arthropoda; Insecta; Hymenoptera; Cynipidae. The coding region runs from base 143 to 973 and encodes 276 amino acids. The transcript has 8 exons.